CGCAUACAUAAAUAUCAGAAUGUCAGCCUCUCCUAUUGUUGAAAUUGCUCGUUCUGCUCGACUUGCUUCAGUCAGUCUUCAGUCAGUCACUGACACUCAAAAAAAUGAAGCCCUUUUAAAGAUUAAGCAAGUUUUAAGUGAUCGUAGAGAAGAAAUUUUUAAAGCUAAUGAAGAAGACAAGAAAAUCGCAGAAGAAUUAGUUAAAGCUGGCAAGCUUUCAGCUUCUCUUUAUAAGCGUUUAGAUGUUUGUCAAAAUGAUAAGUUUGAUACCAUUCUUUCAGGUGUUAGUGACAUUGCUGAAUUACCUGAUCCUACAAAGAAGAUUACAUUAGCAACAAAACUAGACGAAGGUUUAGAAUUAUAUCGUUUGACAGUUCCUGUUGGUGUCUUGUUAACUAUCUUUGAAGCUCGUCCUGAGGUUGUGGUAAAUAUCUCUUGCUUAGCCCUUAAGUCAGGUAAUGCUGUUAUCUUGAAAGGUGGUAAAGAAGCAACACAUACAAAUGCUGCUUUGGCCCGCGUUAUUCAAGAUGCUUUAGCAAGCUUGCCUGCUACUAAUGGUAUUCCUAAGGAAGCUGUUCAAAUUGUUGAAACUCGUGAAGAUAUUAAUGCAUUAUUGGAUUUGGAUCGUUAUAUUGAUUUAGUUGUUCCUAGAGGAAGUAAUAGUUUAGUUAAAUAUAUUCAGAACAAUACUAGAAUUCCUGUUCUUGGACAUGCUGAUGGUAUUUGCUCUGUGUAUAUUGAUAAAGAGGCUGAUAUCGAAAAAGCCGUUAAAAUUGUUGUAGAUGCUAAGACAAAUUAUACAGCCGCUUGUAAUGCUGCAGAAACUUUAUUAGUGAAUGAAUCCUUAUUAUCAAAUGGGGAAUUUAUUAAGGUGGCUUUAGCUCUUUUAGAUGCAGGUGUUACCCUUAAGUGCGAAAAGAAUAUUCAAGAAGUUUUACUCAAGUCAGAUGCUAUUUCUCAAGAAUAUAAACAAAACAAGAUUAAAGAGGCUGUAGAGGAAGAUUUUUAUACUGAGUUUUUAGAUUUAAUUAUGGCUGUCAAGUCAGUAUCUGAUGUUGAAGCUGCAGUUGUUCACAUUAAUGAACAUGGAUCAAAGCAUACAGAUGCAAUUGUUACUGAAAAUAAAGAAACUGCAGAUUAUUUCAUGACACGUGUUGAUGCUGCUGGUUGUUACUGGAAUGCAAGUACUCGUUUUGCUGAUGGCUUCCGUUAUGGCUUUGGUGCUGAAGUAGGUGUAAGUACUAAUAAGACACAUGCUCGUGGUCCUGUUGGUUUAGAGGGCUUAGUUAUUUAUAAAUAUAAGCUUCUUGGACAUGGUCAAGGUGCUGGUGAUUAUGGAUCUGGAAAGAAGCAAUAUAAACACGAAACAAUUGAGCCUGCCCAAUAUAAGUUGUAAAAAAAAAAAAAAAAAAAAAAAAAAAAAA
Molecule: messenger RNA, 1424 nt
Organism: Cokeromyces recurvatus
Lineage: Eukaryota; Fungi; Mucoromycota; Mucoromycetes; Mucorales; Mucoraceae
Product: Aldehyde/histidinol dehydrogenase
Exons: 4
Coding region: 20-1396 (458 amino acids)
Molecular function (GO): NADP binding; glutamate-5-semialdehyde dehydrogenase (NADP+) activity
Source: RefSeq, a predicted model, not a curated record